Molecule: messenger RNA, 3243 nt
Organism: Thalassophryne amazonica
Lineage: Eukaryota; Metazoa; Chordata; Actinopteri; Batrachoidiformes; Batrachoididae
Gene: mapk9
Product: mitogen-activated protein kinase 9
Exons: 12
Coding region: 230-1492 (420 amino acids)
Biological process (GO): JNK cascade; protein phosphorylation
Cellular component (GO): nucleus; cytoplasm
Molecular function (GO): JUN kinase activity; ATP binding
Source: RefSeq, a predicted model, not a curated record
GCUUGUUGUGGCGGCGUCGUGUAUUCCUCCGCACCGUCACUGUGCGCUGUCGAAUUUUGGGGACAUCCAUCCGGGAUUGACAGCUGGCUCAGACGGUGUCAUAAACUUUUUGAAGCCUGGGUUUUUGUCUUAUAGACGGAGGGAGCGUGUCUUCUGUGUUUUCGAUGCGCGGGAGUGCUCUGGGAGCGGCGACGGGAGAAGACACUGCUGGUGGCUGUAAUUCAGCAGGAUGAGUGAGGCGGAUGGCCAGUUCUACAGCUUUCAGGUGGGGGACUCCACCUUCACCGUACUGAAGCGCUACCAGCAGCUCCGCGCCAUUGGCUCCGGGGCCCAGGGAAUUGUCUGCUCUGCUCUAGAUACAGUCCUUGGUAUACCAGUGGCAGUGAAAAAGCUGUGUCGACCCUUCCAGAACCAGACCCAUGCUAAGCGUGCCUACAGAGAGCUGGUGCUACUCAAAUGUGUCAACCACAAGAAUAUCAUCCGUCUGAUCAAUGUGUUCACUCCUCAGAAGUCCCUGGAGGAAUUCCAGGACCUUUAUCUGGUCAUGGAAUUAAUGGAUGCCAGCUUAUGCCAGGUGAUCCACAUGGAUUUGGACCAUGAGAGGAUGUCCUACCUACUCUACCAGAUCCUCUGUGGCAUCAGGCAUCUUCACUCUGCUGGGAUCAUCCACAGGGAUCUGAAGCCCAGUAACAUUGUGGUGAAAUCAGAUUGCACUCUAAAGAUCUUGGACUUUGGCCUAGCUAGGACGGCCUGUACCAACUUCAUGAUGACUCCCUACGUGGUGACCAGAUACUACCGUGCCCCAGAGGUCAUACUAGGCAUGAAGUAUAAAGAGAAUGUGGACCUGUGGUCAGUCGGCUGCAUAAUGGCUGAAAUGAUCUCUCACAAAAUUCUCUUCCCUGGAAAGGACUACAUAGACCAGUGGAAUAAGGUGAUUGAAGUUCUGGGCACACCCAGACUGGAGUUUAUGAACCGUCUAAUGGAGACUGUGAGGAACUAUGUGAUGAACAAGCCGCACUACCCCGGUGUGAGCUUCACAGAGCUCUUCCCAGACUGGGCCUUCCCUUCUGACUCAGAAGAGGACAAUCUGAAAACGGGUCAAGCACGGGACCUGCUGUCCAAAAUGCUGGUCAUUGAUCCUGAAUGCCGUAUCUCUGUGGAGGAGGCCCUCAGUCACCCCUACAUUCAUGUGUGGUACGAUCCCGCUGAGGCUGACGCGCCUCCACCCCAGAUUUCAGAUAAGCAGCUGGAAGAGAGAGAGCACACCAUUGAGCAGUGGAAAGAACUUAUUUAUGAAGAGGUGAUUGACUGGGAGGAGAGGAAUAAGAAUGGGUUGAUGAAAGAAGAUUGUUCAGAUGUGUUGCCUGGUUCAGCGUCACAGUCCUCCUCGGCCAAUGACAUUUCAUCUAUGUCCACGGAGCACACUUUGGCCUCAGACACGGACAGCAGUAGCAUCGACACACUGACCGGGACCCUGGACGAGUGUCAGUGAACACAAUCCAUGAUCACAUCUGUCUGCCUCAGAAUCCACAGAUACAGUUUUCAAACUUCAUUUUCCUCUCUUCUGUUUUGCACCAUCUCUCUCCCACCUUAAUGAAUACUAUUUUUAUGUUUUGUUUUCCUGUGUGAGCCUGUGUGUCUUGUUGAUUUUCAAAUUUCAUUCUUUGCUGUGGACGUCUGCCUACAGAACAAAGCUGUAACGGCUGUUGGGUCAGAGGGUUUUCCUCUGUUUUAAGGAUAUGUGUGUAUACAUGUUUAUUUAAAAUUACAAGGCCUUGAUGGAGUAUCAUUGAAUAUUCCUUCUGCUGGUAUUUUAAGAUUUUCAGAUUUUUGUAGUAGUUGCUGUUGAGCUGAAAACAUGAAUUAGUGUCAUCAAAUUUCAAAUUGAAUUGAAGCAGAGAUGGUGCUGAACACAGCUCACGGCUACCUGCUGCUCUUACGCAUGUUACGCUACCAUGAACAAAAACCUAAAUGAAGUCACGCUAUUAUUUGAUUUUCAUCGUACAGCCAAGAUUUGCUCUAUUGUUUCUAGCUAGCAGUAUAGCAGUUUUCUCCCCACUGGUGCUUCCUGCUGUUGUUUUGUUAUUCUGAGUGAUGUGACGUUUCAGUUUUUUUUCUCCGAAAGGGGGAGCUGUGGUGGAAGAAUUACAGUUUUGUUUCUUGGUGACGUACUGUUUGUAAAGAUGCCAUGAUCUUGCACAAAUAAAAAAUGGUGCAUUUCCGUAAGACUUUCUGUACCUGGGGAACUACAUGUUUCAGGUACAGGUCCUGACUAUCGUGUACAUCGACAGAACAUCAUAAUCCUGUAAACAUCUGAGAGGCAAAGGGAUAUAAAUAGUAUUUAUUUUUUUUAUUUUUUUCCUUGCAAAAUGUUGCACAAAAUCAGAUCGAGGCCUGUGUAUACCAAGUUACUUUGGAAAAAAAGAAGAAAAAGGUUUUAUUGACAACCCAGUGCAUGGGCGGCUCUCGUGAACCAUUCCAUUUGUACAGGAACAACAAUGAAAUGAAUCAUAAAACACAUCCAUUAAAACAUUUAAAGCAGUAAAACAUGAAUAAUGGUGUUACUAUUGCAUGGCGGCAUGAACGAUGCCUUUAUGACAUUAUAGUUCUGAUUAUAAAUUCUAUUCAGGUCGGUUCUUUAACUUAUGGUACCUUAUUGGUUCUGAAAGCUUAUUUGGGAGAUGUGUCCUUAUAAACCUCUGUGUUAUGCAGCAUUCUUCAGUGUCUUCUUUAAAGACCCCACGAGCCCCGCGUUUCUGUGAGGGUAAAGUCUGAAGACAGUUGGUCAAAAAAAAAAAAGAAAAAGUGUUUUGAGAAUGUGGACCUGACUUUGGAGUCCUGAAUGAAAUUCUGAUCUUGUAGCUCUGGACUGAAUCUUACAAAUGGACUGUGGACUUUGCAGACUAUUGCACAGUGUGAUGGACAUGCAGAAACGUAAGCACUAUAUAUUGUACACUGUUUUCCUUUUAAAAAAAAUCUAUGAUCUUAUUUGUUAAAUCAAGCCUUAAAUGUCGAGAGGAGUGGCUGUUUCACUCCACAAAUCAUAUUGGAUAAGGACUGAGUAUUAUCACGCUCAGAACCUGUGUAUUAAUCGUGUUUUAAAAAGCUCCAUUGUAUACGCUGUAAUGUCACAUUUUGUUUUUAUUUUUUUUCAGAUGUCCUAUGUGAUUGCAAAAGCCACACUACUAUCAUUUGGCCAAGAUAUUUUGCCUUUAUUCAACUAAUAAAAUGGACAUCAAUGAA